Arabis nemorensis is the source of this 1530-nucleotide messenger RNA. NCBI's taxonomy places the organism in Eukaryota, Viridiplantae, Streptophyta, Magnoliopsida, Brassicales, Brassicaceae. The record is from the annotation of a GenBank genome assembly.
AUGCACAUGCAACUCCUCCACAACAACAAAGUCGUAAUCUUUGACCGUACUGACUAUGGACCUUCCAAUCUUCUUCUCCCUCCUCAAACCUGUCAAAACGCCACCGUUUUCGACUGCUCUGCUCAUUCUCUACUAUACGACGUCGCUUCCAACACAUUCCGCCCACUUACUCUCCGUUACGACACGUGGUGCUCCUCCGGUUCCUUAAACGCCUCCGGUUCAUUGAUCCAAACCGGCGGUUACGGCGUCGGCGAAAAAGCCGUACGGAUAUUCACACCUUGCGACGGCGGAGCAAGCGUCUCUUGCGAUUGGGUUGAGAACAGAGCGUAUCUUUCUUCCCGCCGGUGGUAUUCAACCAAUCAGAUUCUUCCCGAUGGUCGGAUUAUCAUCGUCGGAGGAAGAAGAGCUUUCACCUACGAGUUUUACCCUAAAAACCCAGGAAAGUCCGUUUUCAAUCUCAGUUUCUUGGCCGAGACGAGAGAUUCGAACGAAGAAAACAAUCUUUAUCCGUUUCUUCAUCUUCUCCCCGACGGGAAUCUGUUCAUCUUCGCGAAUCGGAGAUCGAUUCUGUUCGAUUUCGUCAAUCACAGAAUCGUCAAGGAGUUUCCAGAGAUUCCCGGCGGCGAUAAACGGAAUUACCCAAGCACUGGCUCCUCCGUGCUCCUCCCUAUCUUCCUCACCGGAGAAAACAACCGAUCGAAGACAGCGGCUGAGGUUAUGGUAUGCGGCGGUGCUCCGCCGGGAGCGUUUCUGAAGGCGGCGAGGACGGUCCCUAAACUCUUCGUCGGAGCUUCUCGCACGUGCGGGAGAUUGAAAGUGACAGACCCGAAUCCGAAAUGGGUCAUGGAGCAGAUGCCGUCGCCACGUGUCAUGCCUGAUAUGAUACUGUUACCAGACUGUAACGUUUUGAUCAUUAACGGUGCUGCUAACGGAACCGCUGGUUGGGAAGACGCAACAAACGCUGUUUUAAACCCCAUUUUGUACUUACCCGACGAACCCGACCCGACCCGGCGAUUCGAAAUUCUCGCCCCGGCUCGGAUCCCUAGAAUGUACCAUUCCGCCUCUCUCCUUCUCUCCGACGGGAGAGUUUUAGUCGGAGGAAGCAAUCCUCACCGGAAUUAUAAUUUCACGGCGAGGCCAUACCCGACGGAGCUCAGCCUCGAGGCGUAUCUCCCGCGUUACCUAGAUCCACAGUACGCGCGAGUGAGACCGUCGAUUCUCACGGUGGAGCUCGCCGGAAACAUGCUCUACGGUAAGAAUUUUACCGUUACGUUCGUGAUUCCGGCGUACGGGAUGUUCGACGGAGGAGUGUCGGUGCGGCUCGUGGCUCCGUCGUUCAGCACGCACUCGACGGCGAUGAACCAGAGGUUGUUGGUGCUGCGCGUGAGGCGCGUGGCUCAGUUAUCUGUUUUCGCGUAUAAAGCUGACGUGGAUGGGCCUACAAAUUCCUACGUGGCACCUCCUGGGUAUUACAUGAUGUUCUUGGUUCAUCGUGGAAUUCCGAGUGUUGCUGUUUGGGUUAAAGUUUAA